AUGAAGUACGUGGGUACUCGAGUUAUACGAGGACCUGAUUGGUCAGGUGGAAAUGAAGAUGGUGGUGAAGGAAGUCUUGGCACAGUCAUCAACGCCUAUGAUUCAGUUGGGAAGGUCAAGGUUAUGUGGGAUUUUGGUGGUCAUGGUAUCUAUAAAGCUGGAUCGGAUGGGAAACAUGAGUUAUUGCUAUAUGACAAUGGACCGACAGGUGUGAUUCACACAUCAGUAGUUUGUGAUGGAAAAUGUAAGGACAAAAUGCCUCUAACUGGAAUACGUUGGAAGUGUAGAGAAUGCGAAGACUUCGAUCUUUGUACCAGAUGUUUCAUGGAUCAGACUCAUAAUCAAAACCACAAAUUUCUGAGACAAACAACACCUUCAACUACUGUGUAUAGCACUGGAGAUGGACAUGGUAAUAGAGUAAUAACUUUACAUGGUAUAUUACCUGGUGCUAGUGUUACUAGGGGAGUGGAUUGGGAAAGUGGCAAUGAAGAUGGUGGAAAGAGGAACGAGGGAGUAGUUGAGAAGUUGACAAAAUGGGGUUCAACUUCCUAUGAUGGAUCUGCACUGGUAAAGUGGAGUAAUGGAUUUCGAACCAACUAUAGAGUGGGUGGAGACGGUUGUGUUGAUCUGUUAUGUUUUGGUGAAUCAAGAAAAUAUUUGUGUGUACCAGCAUAUCUACCCGUACUAGGUAAUCCUUGA
Lottia gigantea (owl limpet) is the source of this 699-nucleotide messenger RNA. RefSeq lists its product as hypothetical. The transcript is spliced from 4 exons. Gene Ontology annotation, cellular component: cytoplasm. Lineage: Eukaryota; Metazoa; Mollusca; Gastropoda; Lottiidae. The record is from RefSeq and is a predicted model, not a curated record. The coding region runs from base 1 to 699 and encodes 232 amino acids. Gene Ontology annotation, molecular function: ubiquitin-protein transferase activity; zinc ion binding. Gene Ontology annotation, biological process: protein ubiquitination.